Drosophila willistoni is the source of this 1965-nucleotide messenger RNA. RefSeq names its product prolyl 4-hydroxylase subunit alpha-2. The transcript has 8 exons. Bases 262 to 1887 code for a protein of 541 amino acids. Gene Ontology annotation, biological process: peptidyl-proline hydroxylation to 4-hydroxy-L-proline. Gene Ontology annotation, cellular component: endoplasmic reticulum. Lineage: Eukaryota; Metazoa; Arthropoda; Insecta; Diptera; Drosophilidae. The record is from RefSeq and is a predicted model, not a curated record. Gene Ontology annotation, molecular function: procollagen-proline 4-dioxygenase activity; protein binding; iron ion binding.
GUUGGAAAUUUCUGUAAAAUUAAGAGUUUUAAAAUAUAAAUAAUCACUAAUAAGCAAAUCGAUUUAUAAUUAUUAUCUAAGAAAACCAGUUACUAUAGUUGCCAAUGAACCCCAAAGCUUUCUACCUUUACUUUGACCCAAGAGAACAGGUUUCUGCUUAGAACUUCUUCAGUAUUACGUAAAGGCCAGCUUUUUAUUGUAAUAUUGAAUAGAAGAGUCAGUUGGAAAUUUGCCGCUAUCGCGAUUGGAGAUCCAUUAAAAAUGUUGUUCGCCGGUUUGUGGCUUUUUCUACCUCUGGCCCUGGUGCUCUUCUUUUUUGGAGGCAUAAAUGCCGAGUUUUAUUCUUCCAUACAUGAGAUGACAAGGGUCUAUAAAUAUGAGGAGAAAAUGCUGCUGCACAUGCAAAAAUUCAUAGCCGACAAUGAGAGUAAAUUGGAUUUUCUGAAAGCGCGGCUGAGCGAAUUCGAGAGUGAACGUAACGAGGCACAGCAAUGGGGCGUGACUUACUUCGAUAGUCCGUUGAAUAAAUAUUUGCUAACCAAACGCUUGACAUUGGAUUGGGAGCGAGUGGAAAAUCUGGUGGCCACCGCAACGGGGGAAAAACCACUGAACCGCCUGCGGAAACUGCGAGGUCGAAACUAUAUGCCAGAUGAAAAGGAACUGGAAGGGGCCCUAGAUGGUCUGCUGAGAUUGCAGUACGUGUACAGAUUGGAGGCAAGACAUAUAGCAGCCGGUGUGCUCGAUGGAGUCGACUAUGGGGUGCAAUUAAAUUCACAGCAUUGCUUUGAUAUAGCUCGCUUAGCUUUAAGGGAUAAUCACCCACGUUUGGCACAUUCUUGGCUCUUGGAGGCACAGAAACGGCUUGGUGAUCAGAAUCAGGAACUCAAGGCUGAAAUAUUGGCUCUAUUAGUUAAGGCCAAAGUGGAGUUAAAUGAUUACAGAGGUGUUAAUAGCACUUACCAGAAACUCUUAAGCAUUCAACCAGUCAGUGUGGAAUAUAAACAGAAUUAUAACAAUUUUAUUUCCAAGCAUUUAGAUGAGAAACAAUCUCCAGCAACACUGGAAGAACAUGCGCCCAUUCCUAGUGAUCCGUCGGUGAUGAGUGAUUUCGAUAUAUAUCGUUUCACCUGCAGUGGCCACAUCAAGAAAACAGCUAGGGAAGAGCGGCAUCUGCGUUGCGGUUACUUGACAGAAACCCACCCUUUUCUCAAUUUGGCACCCCUAAAAGUGGAGGAAUUAAAUCACAAUCCUUUACUGGUUCUCUACCAUGAUGUUAUCUACCAAAGCGAAAUUGAUGUAAUUAGAAAUUUAACCGAGAAUGAAAUUUCCAGAGCCACAGUCAUUGGCGCAAAAGGAAGUGAGGUGUCGAAAGUGCGUACUAGUCAGUUUACCUUUAUACCUAAGACUCGUCACAAGGUUCUGCAAACCAUAGAUCAGAGGGUAGCGGAUAUGUCCAAUUUGAAUAUGGACUAUGCAGAACUACAUCAGUUUGCCAACUACGGCAUAGGUGGACACUAUGCACAGCACAAUGAUUGGUUUGGUCAAGAUGCAUUUGAUAACGAGCUCGUAUCAUCACCCGAAAUGGGCAAUCGUAUUGCCACAGUUCUUUUCUAUCUCUCGGAUGUGGCUCAAGGCGGCGGCACUGCCUUUCCUCAUCUGAAACAAUUACUACAGCCAAAGAAAUAUGCGGCCGCCUUUUGGCAUAAUUUGCAUGCCUCGGGCGUGGGAGAUUUGCGCACCUUACACGGCGCCUGCCCCAUUAUUGCCGGCUCCAAGUGGGUUCAAAAUCGUUGGAUACGUGAAUUUAUCCAGGCGGAUCGUCGUCCCUGUGAAUUGUGGGAUGAUAGCCAAAUCGUUCUAAGGGAAAUCUUGGCUAAAAUGCAGUGACAGUGGUUUAAAUAAUUGAUUUGUAUAAUAAUAUUUAGAUUAGGCUUUUAAAAUAAAAGACUUGAUGAUAUUUCAGUA